GUUUAAAGGAUUAUUCAGUUUCUUAGGAAACAUUACCUUGAACGUAAAAUCACACUCAGCAAUCCAUUAAGAAGCCGACAAACCAUUGUUCUUCCGAUCGUUGACUGAUUAACUUAUUCUCAAAACAUUAAAACAUUCACCGCGAAAUCUACUGUUGAACAAGAUAAAUCAUGGCGCUACGUGAACUACUGCUAACGCUCUUUCUCUUCAGUAAACUUUCUCCGUCCACAGCUGAUAUUGAAGCAGGUUCUCAAGUUUGGGAGGCAAAGGAGAAUUUUCAGUUCGGUAUUGCAGAGGGAAAUGUAGAGGAUUCUGUUCUUGAUGUUGACCUUACUUCACACCUAUCCUUCAAAUAUCAAACAAAUGAUGGGCGAAACAUUUUUGUCUUUGACAAGCUUUUAAAACCAAAUACCCUGAGAGCAUUUUUAGAUUAUCUGAAUAUAGAUUUAGGUUCCUGGCAGUUUCGGCUUUUUGAACCUUACGAUGGCGGCGUCGAAGAGUUAUCAGAUAAUAUUCCAUGGGUGAAUCCUGUAGACUGUGUUGAAUUUUCAAAAUCUAUUGUGGGUAAAACAAUUCAGAAGGCAGUGAUGGAUGCUGUUGGCACAAAAGACAUUUACUAUCCUUACAAAGUAAGAGGGAAACUUAUGCGACGAGGAGACUUCACAAAACUUUACACUGAUGCCAAUAGAACAGAUGGUGAAUUUUCUGCCAUGAUGUUCUUGAAUCCAAAAUGGAGGAAAAAUGAUUAUGGAGAGUUAUAUUUAUAUGAUGAAGACAUUGAAAUUGUUGCUGGAGCUGUUCCCAAGUUUGGCCGCCUGGUUGUUUGGGACAGUUCUGUUUCCUACCUUCCAAGGCCUCCAAGCAUUGCUUUCAAGAAAGGCCAGCUGCUUCUGCAUGUUCAGUUCUCAAAAUCAAAAGAAAAAAUGCUGAAGAGCUAUGCAGAUGUAGCUGCAUCAAAAGCUAUACGUCAGGCUGCAUAUGAUGCCGGUUUUAUCGGCAGCAAUAAGCCAGUACCAAAUGACAUUGACAUUGAGAAGAAUUUUGUCUCAAGUUCUAAAUCACUAGAAGGAAAGGAGAUCCAUGUGUUUGAUGACCUGUUUGAAAAGGAAGAUUUGGAUCGGUUGCGAGCAUUCAUUUUCAAGCAUGGCACAUAUUAUUAUGAUGAUAGCGAUGAAGGUGAUGAUGACAGCGACAAUGUCCAAUGGAUCGCAGGGUUUGAGAUUGAUGCAUAUAUCAAAAGUAGACUUUGGAACAUUAUGCAGCAGACGUUAAAACAUAUAACAGGGCGCGACAAGUGGUUCCCUUACGACAUCUCCUGUAACUUGAUCAGGAGUGCAGACCACACCCGUAUACACCAAGAUUGUGAGCCACAUGAAGAUGAAUGGACAUACCUGAUAUAUCUAACACCAAACUGGACAAAGAAUGACUAUGGAGAAACAGCUUUCUAUGAGACAAUGACAAAUGAUAACGAGAUUAUCACUGAGGUGCGACCAAAAUACGGAAGGGCUGUUGUCUUCCAAGGAAUCAUUCCUCAUUCAGCAAGGCCGCCCAGCACAAACCAAUCACAUGCUCGCCUCACCUUUGUUGCCAAAGUGUCUGUGGAUGAGUUUGUGGGCCGACACAAGGCAUUCAGAGAGGAAAUGAGGCACUAUCAGGGUCUGGUGGAAUCAGAGAGUAUGCUAGAUGCAAUGGAACGAGGACUAGAUUUUGACCCAGAAGCUGAGGAAACCGAGCCUCGUGAUGAGAUGUCAGACGACAGAGGAGACUCAGAACCUGACGAUGAAAUGGAAGAAGAGGAAGAAAAUGAAGAAAAACCUAUCAAGAUAGAAAAAGAAGCUGAAGAAGGAGUUAUACACGAGGAGCAACCAGACCACCCAGUCCUUCAAGAACUAAACUCGCGUCUGGACGCAGUCGCGCAAAGUGGGGGCCUGGAUCAGAUGAGAAAUCUUCACCGAGAAUUACAUGCAAGACAUGUCACGGCACGACGAGAGGCUGUAAAACGAAUUACAAAUCUUAUCUGAGGUAUAAAGAAGUUUGGUAGUGUAAAUAUGGAAAUAAACACAACGUAGUAUCAACGGUGAAAGUGUUUUGGUUGACUGACGGAAAGUGAACAUGUGUUUGUAAGUAACUCAGUCAAGCUGUGUCCUACGAAGAUAGACGUUGAAUGGCCGAAAUCGAACAGUGGGAUACUUGAAAGCGCCAGUAUUAUAUCUAGUAACCAGGCCUUUUUCUAACUGAAGUGGGACCGCGCUCGGUGCCAUGGAGAUGUUACUCCCUUGCUUGAAUGUUGCCACCACAGGCAGAGUACACUACGUGUUUGUAGUUAACAAUUGUUGACAUGUGACGACAAAAUCUAUUAGAGUUAUGAAUAAAAUUGCAUAUCUAAAUUA
This is a messenger RNA of Pocillopora verrucosa, 2390 nucleotides long. RefSeq lists its product as uncharacterized. The record is from RefSeq and is a predicted model, not a curated record. NCBI's taxonomy places the organism in Eukaryota, Metazoa, Cnidaria, Anthozoa, Scleractinia, Pocilloporidae.